Molecule: messenger RNA, 873 nt
Organism: Sorghum bicolor (sorghum)
Lineage: Eukaryota; Viridiplantae; Streptophyta; Magnoliopsida; Poales; Poaceae
Exons: 1
Coding region: 1-873 (290 amino acids)
Molecular function (GO): protein binding
Source: RefSeq, a predicted model, not a curated record
AUGGACAUGGCACCACCGUGGUCGCCGCCGGAGUUGAACGACGACCUCACGGAGGAGAUCCUCCUCCGCGUCGCUCCAGACAAGCCCGCGCACCUCUCCCGAGCUUCCCUCGUCUGCAAACGCUGGCACCGCAUCAUCUCCGACCCCGGCUUCCUCCGCCGCUACCGCGCCUUCCACGGACGCGCUCCCCUGCUCGGCUUCUUCUACAACCUCAAUUUCCCGGCGCCCUUCUCUGACAUGGUAUUCGAUUUCCCGUCGCCCUCCUCUCGCUUCGUCGCCACCACGGCGUCGUCCCCGCUCCUGCAUGCAGCGCACGACGACGACGGCGACCGCCGCGUUUCCUGGGCCCUCGACUGUCGCCACGGCCGCGUCCUCUUCGAGAAGGCGGACAGCAGGGGCCUCGCCGUGUGGGAUCCGAUCGCGGAUGACUGGACGGACCUGCCGCCGCCCGGCAUCCAGUACGCGUCCUACUCCGCCGCCGUGCUCUGCGAUGUGGCUGGCUGCGCCGACCACCGCGACUGCCGCGGUGGUCGCUUCCUUGUCGUCUGUAUAGGCUGCGACGUGAUGAGCCCAACCGAAACCGCCUAUGCUUGCGUUUACUCAUCGGAGGAUCGUGCCUGGCAGGUGCCGGUUUCCGACGGCAGCGGCAGACGGUGCUGCAGCUUCGACGGGAUGCGCCCUGCUCUCAUCGGAGAUGGAAUCUACUGUGCUGUUCGUGGUGGUUAUUACAUUCUGAAAUAUGAUUUGGUUGAGCGUCGCUUUGAUUGGAUCAACAUGCCAAAUAGAUUUGGUGAAGUGUCGCUUUACUUGGACAGAAGGAAUCCAGUGCUCAUGCAAAUAACGAGGACGGCUCACUGGGCCUCGCCGGCAUGA